AUGGACACCUACGCAAGAUAUUUUCCUCUUUGUCAUAUUCAUGGUAAAUGCAUUUCUUUUUAUAUUUCUCAAUUUAAAUAUAAUCUCAAGAACGUACAAAACAUUUGGAAUUGGACUCCAACAACUAAGCAGUAUGUUUCCUACACAAGGAAUACCUCUCGAUUGUUUCCAGGUAAUCAGCCUGAAAACGAUCGUAUCGAAGCUCAAAUGAAAUAUGUCCUACCAGGAGAGGAAAGAUGGGAAAAUUAUAAACGGAAUACGCACCAAAAUCAAUCAGAUUCUGAUCGAAUUGUAAAGUUAAAGCCAAUUAGACCAAAGUUUAAAACGUUGUUAAUAUACAGUUUCAGAUAUCUACCACCAUUGAAGGAAAAUCAAACGAGUUUCCUGGAAUAUAAAUGUCCAGUUAAUGAAUGUUUAGUCACAAAGAACAAAGCAAUGCAAAAUAGUGUAGAUGCUAUUUUCUUUCAUCAGAAAGUGGAACUAUCACGGAAACCAACCCACAGGAACCAAAUAUGGAUUUUUGAGACACGAGAGUGUCCUCUUCACGAACAAUCAGUGAGAUACCUGGGAAACAGAAUCAACUGGACGAUUACCUAUCGGCAGGACAGUACGAUUGUAUAUCCUUACGGAAAAUUUCGAUAUUUUAACAAGUCAGUAAGACAAAAAGUACAAUUUCAAAAUUAUGCAGCGGGAAAAACAAAGAAGGUUGCUUGGUUCGUAUCGAACUGUCGUCCAAGGAACAAUCGAAUGGGUUAUGCUAAGGAACUCGGAAAAUAUAUCCAGGUGGAUAUUUACGGUAGAUGUGGUACAAAAUUUUGCACGAAGAGAAAAUGUCUUAAGAUGUUAAAAAAGGAAUACAAAUUUUAUUUGGCAUUCGAAAAUUCCAAUUGUAGAGAAUAUAUUACUGAAAAAUUUUUCUAUACUGGUUUGAAAUAUAAUGUUAUUCCAAUUGUAAUGGGUGCCCGUCCCGACGACUUUCGUAAAGUAGCACCCGAGAAUUCAUACAUCCACUACGAAGAUUUCAAAUCCCCGAAAGAAUUGGCAGAUUAUCUGCAUAAACUUGAUAAAAAUGAUACUCUUUUUAAUGAGUAUUUCAAAUGGAAAGGAACAGGAUAUUUCUUUGAUACCAAACUUUGGUGUCGUGUUUGUGCGAUGCUACACGCUGCCGAUUAUUACAAGCCGACAUGGUAUGAAAACGUAUGGGAAUGGUGGGCAGGAAAGGGUCAGUGUAUUGGAAAGGAACGGUGGACAUAAAACAUAGGAUAUUGUGAUAUAAUGUCCAUGAUGUAUUCAUUGAGCGGGAUUAAAUAUAUUGAGGGAGAGAGAGAGGGAGAGAGAGAGAAAUUGAGAGGGGGUGGGGUG
Molecule: messenger RNA, 1362 nt
Organism: Octopus sinensis (East Asian common octopus)
Lineage: Eukaryota; Metazoa; Mollusca; Cephalopoda; Octopoda; Octopodidae
Product: glycoprotein 3-alpha-L-fucosyltransferase A-like
Exons: 2
Coding region: 1-1254 (417 amino acids)
Cellular component (GO): membrane
Molecular function (GO): alpha-(1->3)-fucosyltransferase activity
Source: RefSeq, a predicted model, not a curated record